GGGGGUUUGAGCAUAGCCGCUGCGGCUUCGUUUUCGAAGAAUUUCUCCCCGGAAAGGUGGGAUUUUGACCCGAUUCCGCCUUGUUUCCACCGAAUUUCCUGAGAAUUCGAGGCGGCGGCGGCGGGAUUUUGAAGGGGGUGGAGGGAGAAAAAGGAGGUAUUUGUGGGUUUCUGGAGAUUUGUGAUUUGAGAUGGGCAAGCCGUCGCUGAAGAAGAAGAGCGGCGGCGGGAAGUCCGGCGACCAUGGCGGCGGCAAGCCGACGAUGGAGCGGUCCAGCUCCAAGGUGCUCGACGGCGACGAGACCAUCUUCACGGACAUGGCGCAGGAGCUCAAGGAGGAAGGGAACAAGCUGUUCCAGCGGAGGGAGUACGAGCGCGCGCUGCUCAACUACGAGAAGGCCAUCAAGCUGCUCCCCCGGCCGCACCCCGACGUCGCCUACCUCCACAGCAACCUCGCCGCCUGCUACAUGCAGAUGAGCCCCCCCGACCACUACCGCGCCAUCAACGAGUGCAACCUCGCCCUCGACGCCUCGCCCAGGUACAGCAAGGCGCUGCUCAAGCGGGCGCGCUGCUUCGAGGCGCUCGGCCGGCUCGACCUCGCCUACCGCGACGUCGCCAAGGUGCUCGCCGUCGAGCCCAACAACCUCACCGCGCUCGACGUGGCUGACCGGGUCAAGAAGGCCAUGGACGAGAAGGGGAUUGUGCUGGGUGACAAGGAGGUCAUGCCCACGCCGGAGGAGGUGGUCGCCGCCGCGCCGAAGCAGAAGCCGCGCAAGAAGAAGGGGCGGAAGGCAUCUGCCAAGGCCGCGGCAGCGGCUGUGGAAGAAGAGGAGGAGGCGAAGGCAGUGGAGCCUGUCAAGGAGGUGGAGGAGCCACCGAGGCAGGUGAAGCUUGUGUUCGGUGAGGACAUCAGGUGGGCGCAGGUGCCGGCGAGCUGCAGCAUGGCACAGCUUCGCGAGGCUGUCCGGAGCAAAUUUCCUGGGCUCAAGGCUGUUCUUGUCAAGUACAAGGACAAAGAGGGCGACCUGGUGACAAUCACCAACCAGGAUGAGCUCAAAUGGGCCGAGGAUUUGGCCGAGCCAGGGAGCUCGCUUAGGCUAUAUGUCACCGAGGCCAACCCAGAGCAUGAACCUUACCUUGAUGACUCCAACAGCGGGCCAUUGGAGAGAAAUGUGAAUUCGGACAAUGGAAGCACCAGAAGCAAUAGGCAGGAUGAGGAUAGGAGCACGGUGACCUGCAUUGACGAUUGGAUUGUGCAGUUUGCUCGGCUUUUCAAGAACCAUGUCGGGGUCAGCUCUGAUGAAUAUUUGGACCUCCACGAGGUCAGCAUGAAGCUGUACACUGAGGCUAUCGAGGACACAAUUACUACUGAGGAAGCCCAGGAGGUGUUUCAACUGGCUGAAAGCAACUUCCAGGAGAUGGCUGCACUCGCAUUUUUCCAUUGGGGUAAUGUUCAUAUGUCUCGAGCCAGGAAGAGGUUGUUACUGCCAGGAGACUCUUCACAGGAAUUGGUACUUGAACAAGUGAAGGAAGCAUAUGAAUGGGCAAAGGAAGAGUACAACAAGGCUGGGAAGAAAUAUGAAGAAGCCGUGAAGGCAAAGCCAAACUUUUUUGAAGGUUUUCUUGCACUUGCACAUCAACAAUUUGAGCAAGCAAAACUGUCUUGGUAUUAUGCAAUUGGUAGUAAUGCAGAUCUGGACACAUGGCCCUCAUCUGAAGUCCUGGAACUCUUCAAUAAAGCUGAGGAUAACAUGGAGAGGGGUACAGAGAUGUGGGAGGAAAUGGAAGAACAACGCCUGAAGAAUCGGUCAAAACCUAGCCAGGAGAAUGCCGUGCUAGAGAAGAUGGGCUUGGAUGAAUAUAUAAAAGAUGUAUCCACCGAUGACGCAGCUGAACAAGCUUCUAAUAUGCGGUCUCAGAUAAACAUUUUAUGGGGCAUGCUACUUUAUGAACGUUCGGUUGUGGAGUUUAAAUUAGGCCUUCCAAUGUGGGAGGAUUGCCUGAUGGCAGCUAUUGAAAAGUUUAAACUUGGAGGAGCUUCAGCUACGGACAUCGCUGUGUUGGUUAAAAACCAUUGUGCCAAUGAAACUGCCCAAGAUGGUUUGGGUUUCAAGAUCGAUGAAAUUGUGCAAGCCUGGAAUGAAAUGUAUGACGUUAAGCGGUGGCUGCGUGGUGUCCCAUCCUUCCGCCUUGAGCCAUUGUUUAGGCGGAGAGUUCCACAAUUGCAUACUGCACUGGAGCAUAUAUAGUAUACAUCAAGUUGCUCCAACACUUAUUUAAUGUCGGGGCAUUGUUACCAGCACCAGUUUUCUCUUUUAGGUCAAGUUCUGCACUGGAUACAGUAUAUGGAUUUCUUGUGCUGCAUUUUUUUAUACAUCGAAGAGUCUUGCUUCUCGGUUGUGAAGCUUUUCAUAGAAACCUAUUCUUUGCACAGGGCUGGAGCACCUUUGCAAUCUGCAUACCUUAGUUCUUGUUUUCUCUUCUGUCUACUUUGUCAUGCACAGGAAACUGUGCUUUCUUAUUGGAUUAUGGCCGCAUGUGUCUGUGGUCUGGUAAUCCACUGCUGGAGGGUGUAUUGGUGGCAUUCUCCUUUUGUUUUGUGGGUAUUUUGUAUACAUGCCUGUUUUGCAAACUCAAAUUAGGCUUGUAAUACGAUUACAUUUAUUGUUAUUGACAACAAGAAAGAAAGAAAGAAAAGGUCCCAAAAAACUCAUCUCAUUCAGAUGAAUGAUUCUGGAGAUAUCCUUAUUUCAGAACAUGAUAUGCAUAUUUUGUUUGUGGGGUCCGAGAGCGGUUGUAUAAGUAUUGCGCGCGGAAGGUUGUAUAAGUAUUGCGCGCGGAAGGAAGUAGACGAAAAUGAUUUUGGAUUCGAAAUAGGCACAUUUUACUAAGU
Messenger RNA from Oryza brachyantha (malo sina), 2892 nucleotides. Its product is annotated as protein PHOX1. Bases 191 to 2248 code for a protein of 685 amino acids. Gene Ontology annotation, molecular function: protein binding. The record is from RefSeq and is a predicted model, not a curated record. Lineage: Eukaryota; Viridiplantae; Streptophyta; Magnoliopsida; Poales; Poaceae. The transcript has 3 exons.